CCACGCGUCACACACUGCGUAUGUGCGUGCGUACGCGCAUCAGAAUAAGGUCUAGAUUUAGCAGACCAUUGUAUGAUUAUCCGCAGAGCAGUUGAAAUGCGCAUAUGAGGUUUACUUGCGAACAGUUGUUCUUGUUUUAUAAUAGUGCAUGUGAAAGAAUGAAUUGUAAAUCAAAAGGCGUACGACACAAAUAACUCUGCCAAGUUUACGAGAUAUACACGCGAAGGCGUAAUCGGGCAUAAAGAAAGUGCGAAAGUUAGGCCUACAUAUUGCCCCAUCUUAAGAAUGCAUAAUGGACCAUAUAUGAUGUACACGCAGGACAUAUUUUCAAUCAGCUAACGCUCUGCACCAACUAAACAGAAGGUUUUCGGCGCCUGUUCCACAAAGAAGAAAAGGAUGUCUGUACAUUACAAGUUCAAGAGUAGUUUGGAAUUCGAUACUGUCACCUUUGACGGGCUUCACAUAUCGGUGGCUGACCUCAAGAAGGCCAUUCUACAACAGAAGAAAAUCGGCAAAGGGGCUGACUUCGACCUUCAAAUAACAAAUGCUCAAACUAAGGAAGUGUACACCAGCGACGAUGUGCUUAUUCCCAAGAACACGUCUGUCAUCAUUUCGAGGGUGCCCGUUGUCUCUACUGGCAAGAAGAACUGGGACCGCAACCGUGAAGGUGACCUUCCUCUGCAGGACCAGGUUAAUGCCCCAAGUCGUGUAAAUUUUGAGAAGCUGGCAAAGACGGCUGAUCUUGCAAACGCCAAGGCAAGCGAAGAUGACAAGAUCAAAGCCAUGAUGUCUCAGUCCUCGCAAGAAUACGACCCUUCAAAGUACGUGAAGAGUCGUAGCAUGACAGGACCACUUCCUCCCAACUACACUUGCUUCCGUUGUGGAAAGACUGGCCACUGGAUCAAGAACUGUCCCACCAACAAUGCGGAUGUGAAGCGGAGCACCGGCAUCCCCAGGAGUUUCAUGGUGACUGUGGAUGGACCCGACCACAAGGGUGCCUUGCUUACUAGUACAGGAGAGUUUGCUGUACCACUGAUCGACCACGAGGCAUAUAAAGAAGUCAAAAAAGAGAAGCCACCUUUUGUGAAAGAACCCACACCAGAACCGGUCCAGGAGCCACAACUUCCAGAGGAACUGCUCUGUAUGAUCUGCAAAGACCUCUUGCAAGAUGCUGUCUUGAUUCCGUGCUGCGGAAAUAGCUUCUGUGAUGAGUGUGUGCGACAGGCAUUGCUGGACUCCGAGCAGCACGAGUGCCCAGUGUGCCACGAGUGUGACAUCUCACCCAACAACUUGAUCCCCAACCGCUUCCUCCGCACAGCCGUCAACAACUUUCGCAAUGAGACUGGGUACACACGAGCCAAGCGUACCAUGCCUCCGCCUGUCCCUCCCGUUGUUCCUGAACCCGCACCCGAAGCGCCCAUUGAACCAGAACCCACAACUGAAGUCAUUGCCACCAUUGAGAGCUCUCUGCCGCAAGAGGAUCAAGUGGUUGCCAGUCCUUCCAUGUCUGCAGCCAGUCCAGUCAUCAAAGAAGAAGCUACAGAUCUUCCAGAUGACAGUCACCUGGAAAAUCCUCCUGGCACACCCUUGGCAGAUGAGCCCCCCUUGGAAGAAGGCAGCCUUCAUGGCGGUGAUGAGGUGCAUAGUCUGUGUGAUGAUGGGGCCCCUCCCACUUCUCCACCUUCCCAGCACACCCCAACUUGCUCCUCGGAGACCCACAGCGUGCGCACUAUCUCCACUAUUACCACUCGGGUACCCAACUACGCCAUGCCGAUGCAGGGCAGACCAGGACGAGAGCAAGCGACUGAUCUGCGUUCUGCACCCAGGGGCCCACCAGCUCCUCGAUCUAGUCGGCACGAAUAUGGUCACCAUCGAUCUCGACAUGAUUAUGGUCCAGGGGGAAGAUUUGAGGAGCAUCGAAGGAAUCAGGAUCCAGGUCGCCCCCGGGGAAAUGAUAAUCUCAGUGGACGUCCCGCCGGACGAUCGGAAAAUGCUUCCUCCGACUACCGUGGGCUGUACCAAGACUACCGCCCAGAUGCCCCUUAUGCCCCUCCCCCUAUGCACCAUGUAGCCCAGGUGCCCCCUCCCCAGGGUCAUUUGCCUCCCCCUGGGAUGCCUCCGUUUCCUGGACAACCACCUCCACCGGGAUUGGCUCCCGUUACCUUAGGACCUCCUCCAUACCCGUUGCCCCCCGGUGCCGGGUAUAUGAACCAGAACAAACCUUUUGGAGGAGACGAAUAUCACAUGCGCAGGAGGAGCAGGCGAGGAGACCCUCUGGAAGAAUUUGAGAAACAUCUGCGGGACAUUCGUCGCCGCCGCCGCUCACACUCCAAGUCACGGUCUUCGUCCUCAUAUUCCCGCUCACGGUCCAAGUCUCGAUCGUACUCUCGUUCUUACUCUCCAAGGUCUUACUCCCGUUCACCUCGAUCGGGUUCCCGUUACAGCAACAGCUCACGUUCCUACUCCCGCUCUCGGUCCUACUCCAGAGGACCUUCGCGAUCCCGUUCCCACAGUCGACGGCCCUCAAAGAGCCCCAGGGGUCGGAGGUCACGUAGCGGCAGCUACAGGUCACGCUCGCGUAGCCGGUCAGCUGUACGGUCCCACCGUUCCCACCACUACCGGCAGUACCGGCGGUCACGUUCUCCCACCCGGCCAGUAUACCACCACCAUCCGCUGCCCACCAGUAGGCCUGGCUAUCGUGGCAGAACACCACCUCCUUACAGGGGUCACCGUCGAGCACCUUAUUUGCCCGUGUACAAUUCUGGUAGUUACCCCACUGCACCAAUAGGAGUACCACAUCACCCCAUGGGCUAUGAAGGAGACAGGCAUUACUACCAUGAAAAUCCUGGCUAUCGGGAAUAUCCCGGAUACCGACCACCAGAGAUGAGGGACAGAAGGCAUCCUGGUGCCUAUGAGAGUAUGCCACCGCAGAGGUACCACCAAGAACGACGUCCCAGACCACCACCAGAUUAUCCUAGUGACAUGCCCGAAGUUAAAGUGCGCGAAGAGCAGCGUGGGCACGAGCAUGGCUACCGUCGUACUGAGCCAAUCACGAUGCCACUGGUCGUGAAGGCGGAUUCCAAGGAAAGAGCAGUAGACCAGGAGAUGAAGAAGAAAAAGGUGAAGGAGGAGAAGAAGCACAAACACCACCACAAGGUUAAGGAAUUAGUUUUGAAAGAAGCAGAGGAGAAGACACCAAACCUUCAGACUGUUGAACAGAAAGUUGUUGAAACAGUGAGGAAAGAGCUUCCUGUGGACGAGGUGCCUCUCGUUAAAGAGAAGAAGCACAAGCACAAGAAGAAGAAGGUGGUUGAAGAAAUGGCUGCUGUGGAAGAAGAGCUUGCCCGGAAAAAGAAGAAGAAGAAGAAAAGGGAAAUGCGCAUGUUGGCUGCCCAGGAGGCCCUGCAGGAGCCCUCUGCACCUCCAGAAGCAGCAGUCUCAGAACUGCAGCAGGAGUUGGCUCAAACUGCUGCGCCUGCACCUGAUAAUGACCAUGAGGAACGGGAAGACCAGGUGCCCGAGGAAAGUGAUGCUGUCCGUGAGGAUGAACUUCACGUGGAGCUUCCAGAGCCUUCCAAGUGGGAACGGGACGAUGAAGAGGAGCGACCAGCCCCAAAACCUGUGCCAGAAGAAAUUAGAGAAACGAAAGUUGUUCUGUCAUCCGAGGUUCUCCAACGGGCAGAAAAUGCUCUGAUGCACAAGCCACUGAAGACUGCCAUCGUGGUGCCAUCAUCCAGUCGUUCUGGCAGCCGCGUGUCCCGAACAGAAGAAAAAGUCGUCAGUGAAAUGCCCUCGCAUGUGCGGGAAGUUCGUGAGAGCAGAAGGGAAAACACGUCCCGUUUUGAAGGCAAUUUGCAGGUGACGAUCAUAGCAGAGAAGGAACGUCGGACCACAGUAGAGGGCAGCCAGUCGAAAAGGAUAAAAUUAGACAGGUCAAAGUUUGUGGAUAAGCGGGUUUCAAGCAGCUCAAAGCAAGACACCUCGAGCAGAUCUCGCUCAUCCAGGAUGGAAGGAGAACCUACGAGAGAAGCUAGAUUCGUCAUGGGGGGUGAUCAUGAAGAGAGCCGGCCUCCCUCUACGAGGGAUCGAGGAUCUACCUACAAAGAGGGGCAUGCCAAGGACAGCCAUAGGGACAGCAAGGAUGGGCACAGGGAUAGCCACAGAGCCAUUGAGUCGCCUAGGACACACGAUGAGAGAAAAAGAAGGCGGGAGCAACGUCGGGCUUCAGCUGAGAGGCUACGGCACGCAACAGACUCUCAUCACAGACGAGGAAGGGAAGAAAUGCACAGAACAAGCAGGGCAAUUCAGGACCACAUUGGAGAAUUGGGGCCCGAGGACGAUCGACGCACCUCACACAAGUCGGAACGGCUUUCCACCAGAGGAGAGAGGUCUGACCGUGCCACUGUCUCUCGUAGCGAGAAGGCACAGCUCUCAGCUGAGCUCGCUCAGGACAGUGUAGACCACGGUCGUCACCAUGGGUUGGUCAAAAGUGGCGAGUCCUCUCGUGGAGAGGAAGCGUCCAGCACGGGAAGGGAAAAGGGUGAGGCGCAUAGAAAGAAAGGGGAAACUGUGGAGGUGAAAUUGGAGCCACCGGAGGAAAACAAGCCAGAAAAGACGGAAAGGCCCAAGGAGAACGCGUCGGAGGCAGCUUCUGAAAGUCAGCUACCUGACUCAUCAGAAAACCCGGAGAAGAAAGAAAACAAAGAGAGCAAAAGAGCGAGCGAAGAGAAGGUAAAGGCACCCACCACAACGCAUCAGGAGCCUCAACAAAUGGAGUACACGAUGGUGGAGCCUCCAAAGGAGUACGAGCCCUGCUCGACAAGCAAACGAGGGCACCAUGGGAAACCCUCCGAACCUAAAGAGCAGACGACAAAUGCGACUGAGAAACAGGAGCAGGAAAGUCAGCAUGCCAGGGUGGAAGCUCCGCAGCCGACCGUUUACCGUGGCCGGAAGGAGUCAGCUCAGGACGAGUCUAGAUUUGAGCCAGAUUAUGACGAGCUCAACGAAGCGAGCGAGGACGAGGGAUCGGAUAACACGCGGAAGAUGAAACGCAAGGAUGCGGAGAACGUGGUUGUGGCUUCCAAGCGCGUCAGGCUGGAAGAGAGUAGCAGUGACUCAUCGUCAGAUUCUAGUGAAGAGGAGAAGCUGCACAAGAAACACAAAAAGAAACACAAGAAGCAUAAGAAGCACAAGCACAAACACAAGAAGAAGAAGAAAGCAAAAAAAAUUGAUAAAACUGAAUAGUGCAACGUCUGUGUUUUUAGUUUUUAAAGUGACAAAAGGACAACAAGUCUUCUUUUAUGGAGUUUCUAUUGCGCGACUUGCUCUUCUCCUGCCUCAAAGGAUGUGUCACUCACAGUACAAUUUGCUAAUGUAUAAGCUGUUCAUAUAGUGGUCAAACCAGAAUGCGAUGAACUGUCCACAGUCUGGAUAAUAGCUAUUGUAGUGAUGGUUGUAAAAUUAAGCAGUGAUCUUAUAGAGGCAUAAUUUAGUGCUCUGAACAACUGUGAACUGAAGGUUUGAAUAUUGUAAAAAAGGCUAGGAUGAUCCUCGUGUGUGUGCGUUCUUGUCAAGGAAACUCUGGUACACAGUGCCGCUACCAGGUUUCUUCCGACAACUAAAUCGUGUCCCUUUUCCAGAUUAGAAGAGCGUUCACACGAAGCAUUCUUUACAGAAGCAUCGUAGUCACUAGCUCUUUCCUAUCCCAACCUGUACAAUAUUUCUUGGAGCACAUUGGAGUUGCUCCUCCAUCUGGACUUUUUUUUCCCCUUGUUUUUGUGUAUAAUCUAGCGCAGUUUUUCCACCGUUAAUUUUCUGGUCCACGAGUCCAUGACGGAUGUGUUACAUGAGAACUGUACAUACAUUCUGGUGUUCAAUAAAGAAAUUGAUGUUGUUUUCCAA
Molecule: messenger RNA, 5901 nt
Organism: Ornithodoros turicata
Lineage: Eukaryota; Metazoa; Arthropoda; Arachnida; Ixodida; Argasidae
Gene: snama
Product: E3 ubiquitin-protein ligase RBBP6-like
Exons: 17
Coding region: 397-5244 (1615 amino acids)
Biological process (GO): ubiquitin-dependent protein catabolic process; protein ubiquitination
Cellular component (GO): nucleus
Molecular function (GO): nucleic acid binding; ubiquitin protein ligase activity; zinc ion binding
Source: RefSeq, a predicted model, not a curated record